UCAGUUCAGCCUGGGGUCCGCACAGCCUCCCUCUGCUUCUCCUCAUCAAACAAAUGCCUCUUCAACUCAAACUUUUCUUAGCUUUACCGUAAAGCCACAGGCAUCAGAAGCUUCUCACCUUGGGACAGAAUGCCUUUUGGAGGAGGAAACAAGUGUGGCUGCUGCCAGAAAACUGUCUACUUUGCUGAGGAAGUGCAAUGUGAGGGGAAGAGCUGGCAUAAAUCCUGUUUUCUGUGCAUGGUCUGUAAGAAGAACUUGGACAGCACAACAGUGGCCGUUCAUGUGGACGAGAUCUACUGUAAAUCAUGUUACGGUAAGAAGUAUGGGCCAAAAGGCUACGGCUUUGGAGGUGGAGCGGGAACGCUGAGUAUGGACACAGGAGAGGGACUUGGGAUCAAACCUGAAGUACAAGCUCCUCAUUGCCCAACAAACAACCCAAACGCCUCCAAGUUUGCUCAGAAAGCAGCCGGCUCAGAAGUGUGUCCUCGAUGUGAGAAAACCGUGUACGCAGCAGAGAAGGUUAUUGGAGGAGGGAACUCGUGGCAUAAGAGCUGCUUUCGUUGUGCAAAGUGUGGAAAAGGUCUGGAGUCUACGACCGUUGCCGACAGGGAUGGAGAGAUCUUCUGUAAAGGAUGCUAUGCCAAGAACUUUGGUCCAAAGGGAUUUGGCUUUGGUCAGGGUGCAGGAGCUUUGGCUCAUUCCCAGUGAAGCCCGAGGCAUCAGACCACGUGGGAUGGAUAUGCGGUGCUCUCUGAUGUCCCAGCUUCCAGUCUGUUUCAGUCAAUAUCUGCCCUUUCCCUCCUGCUACAGGCAAUGAUGCAAACAUGCAGCUUUUUGUACACGCUCACCAAGCAAAUUAUGUUGCAUUAGAUGUAGCCAUAUUUACAUUUAAAACCUUUAAAUUUAACUGUUUAGAUGAACACAUUCUGUAUUAAGUGAGGUGCCCUGAAAACUUAAACACUACUGUUGAAGUGUUUGGUAUUCAGUUUUUUUUUUAGUUGGAUUAAUAAAUAAAAGUGGUUUAAGUGAGCAAGAACAAACUAAGACACAAGUGAAUCAAGCUUCAGUUGUGGCAAAAAGUAGAUAUCCUCACUUACACAUAAAAUGUGUUCAUGUUGCCUGAUAAUUUGCUUGUUUUUGCACUGACAAAAUAAAGCAAAAAAAGAAAAGCACACUAUGUUUUCUUUGUUGUAAUGCAGCUUGACUUUUACGCAACUGUUGUUUUCUUUCUGUCAUUUUGCUCUGAUAAGAUGUGUCUUUGUGUUUGAGUGAUCUUCAAUGUGCUGCCUAUUCAUUUGAAUCCUCAAAAUGAGCAAAUGCCAGCUGUUGUGGUGAACAACAGAGUCGUAGUGUUCAGCCCCAUCUCAGGCUGUGCCGAGGAGAUGGUAAACUGGCCAGCGUGCCAGGCAGCUGUGGUGGUUGAAGUGGGUGUUGUGGUAGGGGGUCAGCUGUUUGUUCUGGCACAAAUUACAGUAUGAGUCACAUGGACUACAAAUUUACACUAGAGUUCAUGAAAACAUUAAAGUAUUACAGUCAAGAACCUUUUUCUGAUUCAGAGCUUUCAUGUGGUUAGUCAAGUAAGAAUAACAACAUUUUACUGAUGAAUGUAUGCAAAAUGUCUAGCUAUACAGCCACGUACAAAAAAAGAAAAAAGAAAAAGAAAAAAAGUUAACACAGUGUUUACGUAUAAGAAAAAUCAUCCAAACCUUGUCAGAUCCUAAAAUUUGGUUAUAUAACCUGACAUGAAUAACAUGACAUUUUAACCUGUGUCAUUAUUUAUUUAUUUAGCAAAAACAAAGGCAAAAUAUAAAAACUAGGUAAAAUUAUCAUGGAAAACAACUGUUGCUGCUCAUGAAGAUAGGAAGCAUAAAGCCAUUUCCAAACCAUUCUGGAUCCAUCUAUCCAUUGUCAAUCUUCUCAGGAGUAUACAUCCCAAAAAGGUCAGAGCAUGCAAUGCUAAGAAAAAUAAAUAAAUAAAAUGGAAGGAAGCUACAUCUCAGACUCUACAGGUCUCAGCUAGCAUGUUAGCUGCUAAAAGCCACACAAGGAAAAAAAAAUCUUAAUAAGAUGGUUUACUGAAAGGCUUGCUAGAAGAAAACAUCUGUCUAAAAUUGAUAUGACUGCACAGUUAAGUUUUUUUAUUUUUAAAGGAGCUUUUGACAAAAACCAAGACUUCUGAAUCAAUGUCCUUUGGACAGAAGACAAAAGUGGAGAUGAUUGGUUAUAAUGAACAGUUUGUUCCUUAACCAAAACACAAGCACAGAACAAACACUGAAUACAAACUGGCAAGCACAGUGUGGGGAUGAUGAUUGGGCCACAGGACCAGAUUCAGCAAUGAACUCUUCUGCAUGUCAGAUUAGAGUCAAAUAUGAGGCCAUCAAGCAACCAGACAAUGAUCCACAACAGAGUGACCCAGGGAAAUAAAUAAAUUUCAAGGUGUGGCAACAGUCUAGCCAUAAAUGUGAUUAAUGCUCUGUCAUAUAAUGUCAUGUAAUGUCAUACAUAUUACUCAUUACCUUAAGUUACUGUGAGGCCUUUGUUCACACAACUGCUCUGCAUUUUGGGAUUUUGCUUGUAAUAGAUGUAUAAUCACACCAACA
Molecule: messenger RNA, 2600 nt
Organism: Melanotaenia boesemani (Boeseman's rainbowfish)
Lineage: Eukaryota; Metazoa; Chordata; Actinopteri; Atheriniformes; Melanotaeniidae
Gene: csrp1b
Product: cysteine and glycine-rich protein 1b
Exons: 6
Coding region: 130-708 (192 amino acids)
Biological process (GO): sarcomere organization; muscle tissue development
Cellular component (GO): nucleus; Z disc; cytoplasm
Molecular function (GO): actinin binding; structural constituent of muscle
Source: RefSeq, a predicted model, not a curated record